Messenger RNA from Cryptococcus deneoformans JEC21, 1257 nucleotides. RefSeq lists its product as hypothetical. The record is from RefSeq and is a predicted model, not a curated record. The transcript has 7 exons. Bases 22 to 711 code for a protein of 229 amino acids. Gene Ontology annotation, biological process: intra-Golgi vesicle-mediated transport; macroautophagy; retrograde transport, endosome to Golgi. Gene Ontology annotation, molecular function: SNAP receptor activity; SNARE binding. Gene Ontology annotation, cellular component: ER to Golgi transport vesicle membrane; endoplasmic reticulum membrane; late endosome membrane. NCBI's taxonomy places the organism in Eukaryota, Fungi, Basidiomycota, Tremellomycetes, Tremellales, Cryptococcaceae.
UCGAGCCACAAUUCGUCAACCAUGGACAGCUCACCAACUGCACUCUUUGAGAAUUAUGAUGAAGACCUCAAGCAACUCUUCGGCAGCUUGAAGAGCAAGCUCGAUGGCGAGGCGAAGUCUCUCACUGGAGAGCAAAGGAAGGCGGCGCUGAAAAGGGUGUCUGAAGAGAUUGACGAGGCAGAAGAGAUUGUUGCUCAAAUGGAGGUAGAACUCCCAUCCAUGCCCACAUCCAUCCGUCAAACAUAUCAAGGUCGUCUUGCAGCCUCCAAGCAGAGCCUUGACAAAAUCAGAAAAACUCUUAAAGACCUCCGUCUCCAAUCCCAACGAUCUGAUCUCCUCUCCGGACCUGGGUUCCCCCACGGAGACGACCCAUACACCGACGAUCCGGAACCUUACUCUACCCGAUCCCGUCUACUAGCUGGCACGCAGACUCUUGAAGAUGGCACCACCAGGCUCGAUAAUGCGCACAGGAUUGCACUGGAGACUGAAGGUGUUGGAUCUGAAAUUCUUCGAAAUUUGAGAGGGCAGAGAGAUCAAUUGGAGAACACUAGGGAUACUCUUGUCCAAGCGGACUCUUCUAUUGAUCGAGCAGCGGGUACACUUAAGAAGAUGAUCUUCAAAAUGUACCAACAAAAAUUCCUCUCGGCAGGUAUCAUCGUCGUCCUUGUCCUGCUCAUCCUCCUCGUUCUCUACUCCAAGUUCUUUGGAUAAACAAUUUCCGCCCCUUUUGGGACAAUUUUGACCAUCCCACUUUGGCGCUUGGUGCGGUUUGCAGAGGAAAGGUUUCCUCAAGCACAAGGCUGUGUUGUACGCUGCCCACAAGACACUGUUUAGACUUUUUGGCUGUAAUAUGUAAUGGGAUCAUGAUAAUGUCUAGAUCCGCCUGAAAGGGAUGUGUAGGAGUAUUAAUAAGAAGGCCAGCUGUCUUGAGAAUGGGUCAUGAAAAAGCACUUGCUUUGUAUAUUAACCCUUUGUCUAGGAAUGACCUAUAUCCUGAUUGAGACAGGUUGAUAUAAGACGCUUCUGCUUUUUUUUUACCCUUCUUCACUAAUAAUAGACAGCAGAAAGAAUAGCAAAAAAAGAUGGAUCGCUUUGACCACUUUCUGAUUCGCUCCUAUCUUCGGAACUGUUUCAUGGCAUAUAGAUCUCUUCUCCACCAGUUUGAGCGUAACUGGGCAAAGGUCAUAACGUGGUAUGGACUCAAUGUACAAAGACCUAGUCACUGUAUUGUACAAUUAAAACAACGUCACGCAUAGG